This is a messenger RNA of Mizuhopecten yessoensis (Yesso scallop), 1496 nucleotides long. Its product is annotated as mediator of RNA polymerase II transcription subunit 29-like. The transcript has 4 exons. The record is from RefSeq and is a predicted model, not a curated record. Gene Ontology annotation, molecular function: transcription factor binding; transcription coregulator activity. Gene Ontology annotation, cellular component: mediator complex. Gene Ontology annotation, biological process: regulation of transcription by RNA polymerase II. Bases 20 to 493 code for a protein of 157 amino acids. NCBI's taxonomy places the organism in Eukaryota, Metazoa, Mollusca, Bivalvia, Pectinida, Pectinidae.
ACAAUUGCGGCAAAUUAAAAUGGCAGCAUCCGCCGAUCACAGGAACCCCCCAUCACAACAACAGCAGCAGCAAUUAACAGAUUCGGAUCCGGUUCAUCGAGUAAAAUUCCUCAUGCCACGGUUAAAGGAAUCACUUGCGAAUUUAAUCAAAGUAGCAGGCCAGUCUCUACGUCAGAAUGCUUUGACAGAUGAUGGAUUACGUCCUGCUGACAGUCAACAACUAAAGUUUGAGAAAAGCCUUGAGGAGUUUUAUUCCCUUUGUGACCAGAUAGAGUCAAACUUGAGACUUGCCUUGGAAAUUCAUCAGCAGAACACUGACAGCCAGAAGUUUAUCCCGUUCACAGUUAAUGUGCCGAAGGAAAACAACCAGUGGCCGGAAACCCCCAGUGCCGUCCCGUACACACAGUUCAUCUCUAUGGUCAGACAACAAAUCAGCUGUGCUAAGGAAAUUCACGAUCUCCUCAUGGAAUGCUCAAAGAAAAUUUCUGAUUGAAUGCAGGCCACUAUUCUGGCUGGUAUUCCAGAAGAAGAAUAUGGGAAUCUCAAGGCCUGGUUUUAGCAUAAAACUAAAACAAAAAGCUUGUAUGUUAGAUGCUAAAGAUACUGAUCUUUGAAAGAAGUUAAGCAAAAGUGCGAAAUGAUUGACUGUCUUGAAACCAAUCAUGCGCAAUAACUUUCAAGUGAUCAUGAAGGUCAAAGACCUCGGCCUUUGCUCAAGAUUAGAUCAAAUGUAAUACAUCAAAUGAUGCUGGUGUUUUCUUGUUGUCUACAGUAUUUACAUAUAUAUACAUGUAUUCGGUUUUCUGAAACAAAAUUUAGAUGUUGUAACAAUUGCUAGGUGGUGACUAGAAGAAAGCAGAACACUUUUGUGAUUUGUUUAAGUGAGAUCUAGAGUUUAAACAAUGAUAAUAAUGUGUUCCAAUCAUCCGAGCAUUUAAAGUAACAAGUCACUAAAAAUAUUAAUGUUGAACAGUAGUGAAUGUAAAUUGUUCAGUUAGCUCCCUUCCAUCACCUUUAUUUUGGGGGAAAGUUGAGGGAAAACAUACUGAAGCUUGGAUUAACUCAUUCACCCCUGAAAACACGUUUGAACUCUCCCAUUACAAAGGUUGGAAUAAUAGUUCAUUGUGAAGUUUCAGGGUUGAAUGAGUUAAUAUAAGCAAUGAAGGCAGAGUGGGGUGGGAGUUACAUGUUGAUGUUAUGAUCAAAAUCUUUAGUACAUGAGCUAUAGAUUUAUAAUGUGUAAGUGAUAAUUGAAUAUGAGGGUGUCUUUUUCUUUAAACUGAUUAUGUGUGAUGGUGUGUGUAAUUGAACAUUGACUGAUUAUGUGUGAUGGUGUGUGUAAUUGUAUAUUGACUGAUUAUGUGUGAUUGUGUAUGUAACCUAUAAUGUGUUAGGGUGUAUGUAAAAUGACGUGUGAGGGUGUAUACAAUUGUAUGUAUGUAAUCAAUUCAUGAAUGUUUAUUAAACUGAUAUAAACUUAACAAGAAUAAGUUAUG